Molecule: messenger RNA, 1973 nt
Organism: Dreissena polymorpha
Lineage: Eukaryota; Metazoa; Mollusca; Bivalvia; Myida; Dreissenidae
Exons: 2
Coding region: 126-1424 (432 amino acids)
Biological process (GO): carbohydrate biosynthetic process
Cellular component (GO): membrane
Molecular function (GO): sulfotransferase activity
Source: RefSeq, a predicted model, not a curated record
UUCAAGAAAUACAACACUGUUUAAAACUUCUCAGUCACUCCGUCGAACAUCGCGAAAUAACAUUUUAGGAAUGGCAGCAAUACUACCAGCGCUUAACCGGAUGCCUGAUGUAACCAAGUGACACGAUGGGUUCCCGCUUCUUCCGGGCCAGGCGUGUCUGCAAAGUACAGUGCCGGCACCUGUGCAUGUGCGCCGCUUUGGCCUCCUGUAUGUUGUACGCGACAUUUACUGCCUAUAUUCAAGAUACAGUUGGUGUGGAAUUCGACCCAAUAGAGGCAGAGGUUUCGUACCAUCUUCCAGCAAUCAAGAACGAGUCAAUGGACACAAGGUUGCGUCGUGUUUCUGAUGUUUGUGCUCGAACGGACGUACAGACUUUCAUCAAGACGGCCCCAUUCACUAUUGUGAAGAGAAUGUAUUUUAAUGUAACCCGCAUUUGCACCUGUAUCGUGCCGAAGGCGGCCAGCACAAACAUAAAACGAUUAUUGCUUUCCGUUGAAUAUCCAAAAAAAUCCAAACAAUUCCGAACAAUGCCCGGAAAUAUGAUCCAUGCGGCGAACUUUGAUGAAGGAUUAACGUGUUCCGAUGAAACCUCGUUUUCGUUCUUGAUUUCUCGAGAUCCGUAUCAGAGAUUGUGGUCCGCUUACGUGGACAAGGUCUUCCUCGAGAAAUUCGAUUCUCUCGCCAUCAUGCUGGACACAUUAUUCGUGAGAAAUAUUACAAAAAGCAGCAUUCAAAUUAACGGUACGGCACCUUCGCUCGUUGCGCAUGCGCGGAUGAACGGCUAUUUCUGCGAUGUCGGACAUGCGUCAUUUGAACAUUUCUUAAUGUACGUGACGAAAACGAAGUCGCUGGAUCCGCACAUAGCGCCGGUGUCUCUAAUGUGUAACCCUUGCAAGCAACCGGUGAAUUACAUCUUCCAGCAGGAGAACUUGAAAAACGAUGUAAAAUUUUUGUACAACUAUGUAAAGACAACUGUCGAUAACCAAACCGAUGUUCAGCUUAGUUUAAGAGACUAUGUGGGGGGAAACGGAAUCGAAAAUUUAGUUCAGACGUACCAGCAAGCUUGGAAAGCGCGGCUUAUCCAAAACCAGUGCAAGGUGAAUUCGGCGACCUACGCCUCCGUCUGGGGGCGCUUGUGGGAAGGUAUGAAAUACCUGGGAACCAUAGACGAGAAACUGAAGUUCAUGCCCGAGUUGUUUCAUGGGCGGGGAACCAUUUUGCAGUCCCCCGAAAGGAUCAUCAGGAAUUUCAAUUUGGAGAGCAACGCCGUUCGCGUCUUGUCCGCGGACGAACGGAUGAACCAACGUCGCAAAUACCUCGUGCAUGCUUACAGAAGUGUACGAAAAUCGGUACUGGAGAGGAUUCGGACAUUGUUUCAGCUGGAUUUUGAGAUGUUUGGUUACAGCACAGAACCGCCGAGAUGAAAGGUCAUCUCACCAUCAUCAUCGUCUGUAUUCCAAUCUGGGAGAUAGACCGCGGACCAGCUUCCUCCAGUCGUCUCGGUUCUGCGCGAGUCUCUUUAGCUCUCUGUACGUUUGCCUAUCUGCAAUGCAUCUUCAUCGAAUUCUCGGCACCAGGUGGUACUAGACCGCUAUCUCUUCCCCUUUAAUUGGGUGUUCCGGAUGAAAAAUUCCCUCGUCGUAUUGGGAGCUGGCUUGCGAAUGGUGUGGCUUUCCAUCGCUGACGUCUAUGAAGGAUGUCUUCUUUAACGGGCUUCAUAUUUGUUUGAUUUGAAAUGUUCGACCCUGUGUAUCUCGACGAAUGCAACCUCAGACCUAACCGUGUAUGUUCAACGCUGACUUUAGAACAUUGAGAUCUUGCUUUAUUGCUCUCACCCAGGAUAACUAAUACAGAAUAACGACGAUGGAUUAAUUAAGAAAAUAUAAGCUUCUAUGUAAGCAUUGUUCCUAAUUUUGUCUGUUUUAAUUUUCCAGUGCUCUACUUUAUUGAAAUAAACAUUGUGAUGAACAGUA